UAUCUAUGUCUCAGAUCUGUUAUUGUUAUCAUAUGGCUAUCUAUAAUAUGCAGAUGGCGUCUGAUGGAAAAACUAACCCUAACGAUCAACUACUGAUACCAUUAAUCAAAGAAGAUAGAGUAUCCUUCUACUCCAAUUUGUGCAUAGCCGCCGAAACUCGUUACAGGAAGAAACCCGGUGCCAAAAGUUUGUCAAAAUGGGGGAACGCUCUCAUGGACUUGGCUGCAAACAUGUAUAGCGUAGAAUCACAACAACUGUUGUAUGGAGAUGCAAUUAGAAAGUUGAAGGAGGCACUAUCUCUUAAUCCUGAAAUGCCUCACACUCAUUGGCUGCUGGGGGUCGCUUAUUACAAUUAUGGAAUCUUAACUAAAGAUUAUGCAGACGCUCGACCAUACUUUCAAUGUGCUAAUCACUGCUUCAUUAAGGCAGCUUUUGGGGAUCUGGCAAACGAACUUUAUUAUACGUGGAUGACUAAGGCUAUCAUGAAUCCAGAUUUACACAAGUCAUCGCAAAAGUUCCGCUUGAAGAUAAUGGCGAAUCGCAAAUUACGCUUGGGCUUGGACAUUAUGCCUGACUCAGGAAUAGAGGAAAUGGAAAAGAAGGACAAGUUUGGUUGCUUGGCAAUUGCAGGCUGUUGCUUUGGGAUUUGGGCGGCUUUCAAAAAUUUUUUAGUUGCACUUGAUGAAAUACUUUGAUUAAUGUUGUGGAAUGUGUAGAAGUAUACAUCUUUGCCAUGGAUUAGUUUAUCAUUAUCUAUGUUGUGGGAACGUGACUUGAUGGAUAUAUGCUUAAAUAUGCCCUUCGGGAGGCUUCAUUUGAAAUA
Messenger RNA from Tripterygium wilfordii, 823 nucleotides. RefSeq names its product mitochondrial import receptor subunit TOM20-like. NCBI's taxonomy places the organism in Eukaryota, Viridiplantae, Streptophyta, Magnoliopsida, Celastrales, Celastraceae. The transcript has 5 exons. The coding region runs from base 6 to 695 and encodes 229 amino acids. The record is from RefSeq and is a predicted model, not a curated record. Gene Ontology annotation, molecular function: protein binding. Gene Ontology annotation, biological process: protein insertion into mitochondrial outer membrane. Gene Ontology annotation, cellular component: mitochondrial outer membrane translocase complex.